AUGAACGUGUUUUCAGAGCUUCGGCGUGCGUCUACAGCUAGGACACGAGCUCUCGGUGGCCUUGUGAAUGCCAAGUCAACAAUUGCUCCUGGCAAGAGGCUUGCGACCUGUAAGCUCGCUCGUCCGAAGACGAAGUGUUCAAGACAAAACGUUUUCCAGGUGCUUGUGGAUGGUUCAAGUGCGACAAUUCCAGUGCCAGGUGCACGGCGGCGCCAGCGGAACGCCCGGCACGGCGCUCGUCUCAUGCCACGGCCGGGAGUACCUUUCCCAGCAACCUCGGUGGGAAGCACCAGUCCUGCGACCAGCGUCAGCGGCUCCGAACAGGACCUUACUGUAGACCUCGACUACGCACCAUCGCUGGGUCCGCUCCGUGAGGUCCUCUGCGUGUUAGCGCCCGUCCUGCUGGUCGCGCUGCUCUAUGUCGCCACGGGACACCUGCACUAUGGAUUAUGGCCAGCAAACUUAGCGAGCAUAGUUCUCGCAGCGGCGCUGGCAUCCCUUGCGCGCUCGGUAUGGCUGGAAAAAGCUUACAAGGCGCGAGAGCGUGCGUUUGCGGCGCUCGGUGACCCAGAUUCGCGCUUCCGGCCCUUUACUAGCGCCGCGGCGGGAGGGGCAAGAGGAGGCGUCCAGCAACUGGUAGUGCACGUCAAGGUCAAGGUCGGGGACCUGAACUCUCCAACAAUCGGCAACGAUGGGGCUGAGAGCGACGGUGCACCCGCCGACGACGGCAGCAUGGGUGAUGAUGCACAUGGCGGUGGUACUCGUGCUGGCGGAGCUGGAGCCCCGGAGGACAGCCUUGAUGCCCCUGCUUCGCAAGGAGGGAACGCAGUUACAGCCGUGCACUGCUACCAUGGUUUCGGCGCCAACCUGGGGUCGUACAAGCGGGUGCAGGAGGAGAUGGCGGCAGCGCUGCGCGGUGUGGUAACGGCCCACGACAUGCCGGGCUUUGGGCUUACGCAGAGGCCCUCGGACAUUUCUUCCUACUUUUUGACGUUCAAUGGCCGCUUGGGCCGGUUCGUGAUGGACUACGAGUUGCAGCAGCUGGGGCUGAUCCCUCCGGGGGAAGCUGUGCAGGGGCAGCGUCAGUUCAACAGCACGGCGGCUUACGGCGACAUCUGUCGCCGUACCGGUGGCCCGGUAGCAGCCUUCGCAAGACGCGACCCGAAGCAUCAGCUGCAGCUAGAGAAGGCCCCGGGCGAAACCUCGGCCUCCCCAAAGCUGCCACGUUUCGGAACGGGCACCAGCGUGCCGUCCGCAUCGGUGGCGGCCCCCGGGGCUGUUGGACCAGACGGCGAUCCCCUCACUGGAGAGGUGUUGAUGAAGGUGGCAUCCGCAGAGGCCGCUUCGCCGGACAGCUCUGGUGAAAGGGUGGUGGCGCAGCAGCACCGAUGCGAGGACCGUGGAGAGGGGCAGACGAAGCAGGCCGCACGCGUCGCACAGACUCGCGCCAUCAAGCGCAUCCUUAUCGGUCACUCACUCGGCGGCGCCUGCGCUUCCCUGGAGGCCGUGGCCAACCCGGACGACCUGGCCGGGCUGGUGCUGGUGGCUCCCGCGGUCAUCGCUCUGCCUGGGCCCGAGUACCAGGCAGUCACACUAUCACCCGACCGGCCCAGCGGUGAAAGCCUUGGUACGGCAGAGGCAGCGGCGGCAGAGCAGCUCCGAACCGCCCACGCCCGCGCAGCAGCGCACUUGGGCUCUGAGCCGAUUGGCACCCACGUGACCGACCCUCCGGAGGUACGGCGGUUGUACCCCGUGGGCCCGAUGCCCGGUGGGCCUGGGAGCGGUUUUGUUACGAGUGGCAACAGUGCUGGCGCUGGCGAUUGCAAGACGAGCCGCGGCGAGCGGGGCGGCGUGCGUGCGGGGACUCUCCUGCGCGCCGCGCGGAUGCUGUUGGUGGCCCUGGCGUCGCUGGCGCUGAUGACGGUGCUGCGGCUGCUGGCGCCAGUCAUCACACUGCUGCUGCGGUCGCUGGUGCGGCGGCGGACCUUUUGGGUCAAGGGUCUGCAGCAGGCGUACUACAACCCAGGGGCCGUGACGCAGGACAUCGUGGAUUCGUACCGCUUGCCGCAACUGGUCAGCGGCUGGGAGAGCGGAAUGGUCAACUUCCUGUUGGCUAGGCUCACCAGACCCAAUGGCAGCUUGCAAACGCUGUUACGCCAGGCCUCGAAAAUAUUGGAGCCUGCGUCGACCUCUGCAGCGCUGGCAGCCACUGCCGCAGCCGCCAGCGCCCUCGCCAAGCGAUCGGCGGCGACAGCACGAGAGCUCUCCCGGUCAUCCUCCUCCGCCUCCGCAGCUGCCUCUGCCUCCACCUUCUCCUCCUCCUCUGCCGCGUCCUCUUUUUCCACUUCCCCGCGGGACGAUGAUGGCAGUACCGUUGUGGGCAACGACAAAGUGGAUGAGGUCGAAGGCGAUGGCGACCUCGCGACGCGGUUGGCGGCGCUGGUGGCAAGCAGGGGCCUGCCCGUGCUCAUCAUUCAUGGGCUCUACGACAGGCUGGUGCCCGCAUCAAACAGCCAGCGUUUGGCCCGCAUGCUGCCCGGCUGUGAGCUGGUGCUGCUGGACCGAUGCGGCCACAUGCCGCAGGAAGAGCUGCCGCAACUAUUCGUGAAUUUGGUAGCGGAGUUUGCUGCGCGUUUGCCUUGA
Messenger RNA from Volvox carteri f. nagariensis, 2643 nucleotides. RefSeq lists its product as uncharacterized. The transcript has 11 exons. Bases 1 to 2643 code for a protein of 880 amino acids. The record is from RefSeq and is a predicted model, not a curated record. NCBI's taxonomy places the organism in Eukaryota, Viridiplantae, Chlorophyta, Chlorophyceae, Chlamydomonadales, Volvocaceae.